Moesziomyces aphidis is the source of this 1161-nucleotide messenger RNA. The record is from the annotation of a GenBank genome assembly. NCBI's taxonomy places the organism in Eukaryota, Fungi, Basidiomycota, Ustilaginomycetes, Ustilaginales, Ustilaginaceae.
AUGAAGUUCCUUGCUGCUCUCACUGUCGCUCUUUCCGCCACCGCCGGCGUCCUCGCCCAGAACAACGGCGGCGAGAAUGCCACCGCCUUCGCCGAGGGUCUGCUCAACGCUCUGCGCGCCAACAACCUCUCCGCGCUCGCUGAUGCCGUCGGCAACAACUCGCAGCAGCUCCUCGGCGCGCUCCAGGGCGGCAACAAGACCGUCCUCGCCCCUUCCAACCAGGCCUUCGCCAGCCUCGGCAACGACGUCUCCACCGAGGCUCUCGUCGCUACCAUCGCCUACCACGUCCUGAACGGCUCCAUCACCGACAGCCAGAUCAGCGCUGGCAACAAGACCAUCGCCGCGUCGGCGCUCAACAUGGCACCCUACGUCAACCUGCCUCGCAACCGCAGCCAGGUUGUCGUGCUCUCCAAGCAGCAGGGCAACAACACCAACUACGUCCAGCUCGCCUCGGGCAACGUCUCGUUUGCGCUUACCAUGGACGGUCCUCAGUACCAGAACAUCCGCGUGCAGCCCAUCGAGCAGGUGCUCACCAUCCCCUCCAACACCUCGGGUGUUGCUGGUCAGCUUGGUGCCUCGUCGCUCGCCGAGGCUCUUCAGAGCGCCAACCUGGUUGAGGCUCUCGACCAGUCGAUCGUCACCGUCUUUGCCCCGACCAACGCAGCGUUCCAGGAGGCCCAGUCUGCUCUGCAGGGUGCCACGAUGGAGCAGACCGCCGCUGUUCUGCUCAACCACGUGGUCAACGGCACGGUGGUCUACUCGACCGCUCUCGGGAAUACGCCCUCGGCCAUCUCGGGCUCGGGCAACGAGCUCAAGUUCAUGUCCAACUCGUCGGGCGCCUACGUCUCCUCGGGCAACAUCACCGCCAAGAUCGUCAUGACCGACUACGUUGCUGCCAACGGUGUGGUGCACGUCAUCGACCGCGUGCUCGCCAACACCACCCAGAACACCCAGGCUGCCGCCUCGGCCUUCAGCUCUGCCACCGCCGCUGCUGCCACCCAGACCGCCGCCCCUGGUGUCGGCUCCAACGGCUCUGGUUCCGGCUCGGGCUCCGGUUCCGGCUCCGGCGGCUCGGGCAACGGCGCCAACACGCUCAAGAUGUCCACGGGCGCUGCCGCCGUCGCCGCCCUCCUCGGCUCCGGCUUCUGGCUCCUUGCCUAA